Molecule: messenger RNA, 588 nt
Organism: Drechmeria coniospora
Lineage: Eukaryota; Fungi; Ascomycota; Sordariomycetes; Hypocreales; Ophiocordycipitaceae
Product: putative GTPase Rho
Exons: 5
Coding region: 1-588 (195 amino acids)
Biological process (GO): small GTPase-mediated signal transduction
Molecular function (GO): GTPase activity; GTP binding
Source: RefSeq, a predicted model, not a curated record
AUGGCUGAGAUCCGCCGCAAGCUUGUCAUCGUCGGCGAUGGUGCCUGCGGUAAAACCUGCUUGUUGAUCGUCUUUUCGAAGGGCACCUUCCCCGAGGUCUACGUCCCCACCGUCUUCGAGAACUAUGUCGCCGACGUCGAGGUCGACGGCAAGCACGUCGAGCUGGCCUUGUGGGAUACGGCUGGCCAAGAAGACUACGAUCGCCUCCGUCCCCUCUCGUACCCCGACUCUCACGUCAUUCUGAUUUGCUUUGCCAUCGACUCGCCCGACUCUCUCGACAACGUUCAGGAGAAGUGGAUUUCCGAGGUCCUCCACUUUUGCCAGGGCUUGCCCAUCAUCCUGGUCGGUUGCAAGAAGGACCUGCGAUACGACCAGAAGACGAGCGAUGAGCUGCGCAAGACCAGCCAGAAGCCCGUCACCCCCGAGGAGGGCGAGGAGAUUCGCAAGAAGAUUGGCGCCUACAAGUACCUGGAGUGCUCGGCCAAGACCAACGAAGGCGUCCGCGAGGUGUUCGAGCACGCCACCCGCGCUGCCCUGCUGUCCCGCAGCAGCCGCAAGAGCAGCCACAAGAAAUGCCUUGUUCUGUAA